CUUUAUUUUUCUUGUUGAACAAGCUCGCAGUGCAGAGGAAGUUGUAAGCGAAAUCAAGGAAUCGAGAACCCAGAAGAAGAGUGAGAGGAAAGUUUCUUCAGUUGUUUCCAACAUGUCUCGGAGGUAUGACAGUCGCACCACCAUCUUCUCACCGGAAGGUCGUCUCUACCAAGUUGAGUACGCUAUGGAAGCCAUUGGCAACGCUGGCUCCGCUAUUGGAAUCUUGGCCAAAGACGGAGUUGUCCUGAUUGGUGAAAAGAAAGUCACCUCUAAGCUUCUUCAAACCUCCACAUCCGCUGAGAAAAUGUACAAGAUCGAUGACCACGUGGCCUGUGCUGUCGCUGGUAUCAUGUCUGACGCCAACAUUCUCAUCAACACCGCUCGAGUCCAAGCUCAGCGUUACACCUUCAUGUACCAAGAGCCUAUGCCGGUUGAGCAGCUGGUUCAGUCUCUAUGUGAUACCAAGCAAGGGUACACACAGUUUGGUGGUCUUCGUCCCUUUGGAGUUUCUUUUCUUUUUGCAGGAUGGGACAAGAACCAUGGGUUUCAACUCUAUAUGAGUGACCCGAGUGGGAACUACGGUGGAUGGAAAGCUGCUGCCGUUGGUGCUAAUAAUCAAGCUGCUCAGUCUAUUCUUAAGCAAGACUACAAGGAUGAUGCGUCCAGGGAAGAGGUGGUUGAGCUCGCUCUCAAGGUUUUGAGCAAGACGAUGGACAGCACGAGCUUGACAUCUGAGAAGCUCGAGCUUGCUGAGGUGUUUCUGACUCCAUCAGGGAGUGUUCAGUACCAUGUUCACUCGCCUGACUCUCUCACUAAGCUUUUGGUUAAGCAUGGUGUGACGCAACCAGCUGCAGAAACUCCCUAAGCUUGAAACCACUAGACUUGUACGGUAAUCGACAUUCUGUGUUUGUGGUUUCCCAUUUGCUUUUUUUUCCUUUGGACUUGAAGAUACUGUCUCGGAAUCAAUUACUACUCUGGUUGUGUCAUGAAGUUAUAUGUUGUUAUGAAUCGAAUCUGAGCACUUUUAUUUUUGCAAUCCUGUUUUGUCCGUUUCUCCACAAAUGAAUUUCACAUCAAAAUGAUAAAUGCAAUGUAUUGUUUUUCGCUACUU
Brassica oleracea var. oleracea is the source of this 1111-nucleotide messenger RNA. Its product is annotated as proteasome subunit alpha type-4-A. Gene Ontology annotation, biological process: ubiquitin-dependent protein catabolic process. The record is from RefSeq and is a predicted model, not a curated record. Lineage: Eukaryota; Viridiplantae; Streptophyta; Magnoliopsida; Brassicales; Brassicaceae. The coding region runs from base 113 to 865 and encodes 250 amino acids. The transcript has 2 exons. Gene Ontology annotation, cellular component: proteasome core complex; proteasome core complex, alpha-subunit complex; nucleus.